This is a messenger RNA of Acanthochromis polyacanthus (spiny chromis), 1131 nucleotides long. RefSeq lists its product as uncharacterized. The coding region runs from base 65 to 898 and encodes 277 amino acids. Lineage: Eukaryota; Metazoa; Chordata; Actinopteri; Pomacentridae. Gene Ontology annotation, biological process: response to bacterium. The transcript has 5 exons. The record is from RefSeq and is a predicted model, not a curated record.
ACCACAAUGUAUAGCCACUACACCCUUCUUUUUUCACGAAGGAAGAGACGAGCGCUUCGCCACGAUGGUCGAAGGACUGGCUGUUUUGAUUCUUCUUAGUAGAAUGUCUCUGAUUCAGAGUCAAGAGGUUCCUCAGCAAAUCUCUUUGAUUGUGGCUGAACUUGGGGAUGACUUGAAUCUGACAUGUUCAGUCUCUGGGGAGCAACCCAGGUUAUUGUACUGGUAUAAGCUGAGUUUUGGAAAUAUGUUCCAAAGGGUUGUUGUAGGAUACCUGGACUACCCAGCACUUGAAGAUCCCUUUGACAGCUCAAGAUUCAGUGUCACAAAAGCGGGUGAUGUGUUUUCUCUCACUAUAAGAAAUAUAAGCAAAGAAGAUGAGGCAACACAUAUCUGUCAAGGAGGAAAUUCAUACACAAUGGCAUAUUUCAAUGGCACAGUGUUGGCUGUAAAUGAUCCCAAACAACAGCAGAAAUUUGUCCACGUGGAACAAAGUCCAGAUGAGGAGUUGGUCCCACUGGGAAACUCAGUGACUCUGAGGUGUUCACUUCUCUACAAGAACAAAGAAAACACAGGUCGGUGUCCAGGAGAACACCGUGUGCACUGGUUCAGAGCUGGAUCAGAAACAGUUCCAGGCAUCAUUUACACUGACAGCACCUGUAGUGAUAAACCGGAGGAAAGGAGCUGCGUCUACCGUCUGUCCAAAACCAUAAGAGAGGACUCUGAUGCGGGAACGUAUUACUGUGCUGUGGCCAUGUGUGGACAGAUCCUGUUUGGUCAAGGAACUAAAGUGGAGACACUGAUUUCAGUACAAGGAUGGGACCCAACUACCAUUGUGCUUGGAAUACUGUUGGCUCUCUGCGUGGUGGUGAUCGCAGUCCUUAUUUUCUCAAGAGACUAAAGCUCUCCAUGUCCCUCUAACUGAAGUGAAAGCAAACAGUCUGAAGAAGAAGCUUGACUGACAAAGAAAGUUGAUAACUGCUGUUGUGAUGUCCAUUAUUUCUGAUUGGAGUUUUUUUGUUUUGACAUCAAUGACAAUGCUGAUUUUGGUCUUGGCACAUUUGUGUCAUAUUGUUGCUGUAUUACUUAGCUCUACACUGAUUGCAAAGAUGUUCAACUCUGUUAAACGCAAUA